Messenger RNA from Cuscuta epithymum, 2268 nucleotides. Lineage: Eukaryota; Viridiplantae; Streptophyta; Magnoliopsida; Solanales; Convolvulaceae. The record is from the annotation of a GenBank genome assembly.
AUAUAAUCCGAAUCCAUGACAGAUUUUGUCAAAAAACGGGCAAUACCCGAUAAUAGGUGUCGUUGAUUUUACGUCAUUCUUGACCUCAAACGACAAUUCCACAACACGUUCGUGGGCCAUUCGUUACAUCAAAACCCCUAAUCCUUGCAACUUUGCUCCAUUAUUUCUUCCAUUUCUCUAUAGGUUUGAUCUCAAACCUAUCGCCGGCGACCACCGUCUUCUCCCUGGAUUCAACCCAUCCGCCAUAUUCCGCCGUCAGGUUAUACGUUAUUAUCUGAAAAGAGCUUAGAAGAUCUUUCCUGGCUUAAGUUAUGGCGUCAAAACGCAUACUGAAGGAGCUCAAGGAUUUACAGAAGGACCCACCAACAUCAUGCAGCGCUGGUCCUGUUGCAGAAGAUAUGUUCCAUUGGCAAGCAACAAUUAUGGGGCCAACUGAUAGUCCCUAUGCUGGAGGUGUUUUCCUGGUUUCGAUUCACUUCCCUCCUGAUUACCCUUUUAAACCUCCUAAGGUUGCUUUCCGGACUAAGGUCUUCCACCCUAACAUCAAUAGCAAUGGAAGUAUCUGCCUUGAUAUUCUUAAAGAGCAGUGGAGUCCAGCCUUGACCAUAUCCAAGGUCCUCUUGUCCAUCUGUUCCCUGUUGACUGAUCCAAACCCGGAUGAUCCGCUUGUGCCAGAAAUUGCUCACAUGUACAAGACUGACCGGGCCAAAUACGAGACCACGGCUCGGAGCUGGACUCAGAAGUAUGCUAUGGGGUGAUGAUGAAUGACAAAAAUGUUUUCUCCCCAAAUUCCUGUAACUUAAGUGUGCGCUUUUUGUGGCCUAUCUUUGCCGUCUUCGUUGGCUUUUGAUAUAAUUAUAAUAAGUUGUACCUUUGAAUCUUUGAUUUCAGGCGGCAGUCAUAAUGGCUCUUUUUAAUUUGUGAAUACUAAUUUAGACAUAUUUAUGCUACUAUGGAAAACUACUACGGAGUACAAUGUAUUGUACUAUGGUUUGUAAUCUUGGGUUUAUUAAUGAUUAAAUUCCAUGUUUUGACAAUCGAGCAUGACUCAUCUUUUCAUUUUAAUUUGUGGAAAUAUCCCGUAGAGUCUACUUUAUUUUAUUGUAUUUCAUUUAUGUCUCCUAAGUCCUAAUUAUUUGCUUUUCAUUUAUAAACUUUCCCCUUUUCACUCUCAACUUAUUUAUUUCAAAAACCAUCUCAAGCCCAAUUCAAAAUUCAAAGCUGCGAGAGUAAUCCAUGUCGAUUGUUGGCUCUGCCCUUCCUCCAUCUUCACGACUUCACAGUGUCCGACCUUCGCGCCUCCGGCCUUCUCACCUCCGUCCUUCACGCCUCCAGCCUCCGGCCUUUGCUGCUCAGUGCAUUUGAUGCUUUGACGUCCAUCCUAAGCGCUUCCGGGUUUCGCGGUUUCGCGCCUCUAGCAUCUGCACUUCCGCAUCUCUGGCCUCCGGCCUUGUUGCUUGGCUUUUCCACUGCUCUCUAGGUUGUUGUUUUGACUGUCCCUCUAAUUUAGAGGUUUGUGUCUGAGAUUUUCAUUAUUGUACUUUCACUUUGAUUUUUGUUAUUAUUCACACAAUUAUCCUUUAUUUUUGGUCUCUUAUUUAGCCUUAGUUUACUUUCUACUUAAUUAUUGUUACAAUUUACUUUCAAUUUUUAGUUGAGACUUUCCAACUCAUACUACUAUUUACUUUUUGGCUCUUGUGUUUUCUGUAUAGUGAAGUGAUUGGUGUUUUAGUAUGCAUAUAUACAUUUGUGAAGAAAGCAUGCUGAAUUGAAAUUGGACUUAUUGAUGUGUUAUCAGGAUGAAUUACAUUGUGCAUUCACUUAAACAUACAUUUUCACAGUAGUGUGGCUUUGGAAGAGGAAUGGACACUCUAGUUUAUUGUAGGAGUUUAUGGAUUACAUUGUAUGGACACCAUAGCUGACAGUGAUUUUAUGGAUGGUGUUUGUUAUUCUACAAACUCAUGGUUGCCUGCCAGAUCCAUUGUUUUGGAGUGUCUUGCUUCAAGAAAGGAUGUCGAUCCUAGUGGAGAAAUUAUGGUUUUAAAUAUAUUUUUCCCAUGGGAGCUUCACUUGUUUGAGCUUGAUCGAGGAGGAGUUGAGGAUUAAUACACCAACCAAUAUGUUCUUUAUGAGGAUGUAGUGAAGGCUGGAGAGUACAUGCAGUGGCUGUCUCUCCAGACAGAUUUGAGAGCCGCAGGCCAUUACCGUCACAGUGGAGAGUUCUUAGAGAUGCUAAGCUUUCAAAGGAGGCAGGGGUUCCUGGUUGUG